AUCCCAUCGAGGGCUUUUUCGUUGCGAGGCCGGCUGGGCGACUCGGUUGGAAUUCCGAACAGAUUUGGUGCCGUGACCCUCGGAUUGUUUAAAGGUGAUCGAACAGGAGGAGGACCAAAGGCCACAUCUGUCUGCGCAAAGACAUCUGGACUUUGGCCUGUUUUACUGCCGCUUCCCCGCCCCACCCCCCAAAACCGGAAACCAGCGCACACUUCCUCUAGCCGUUCAGCAUAUGUUUUCUGUUGCAAUGACAGCUUACAAAGAGGGUCCACACCGGAGGGAUUAGGAUGGAGUGAAAUCGCCAAACAUCUGGACGAUGCAAAACCGUUUGGCGUGUUCGAAAAAUCAUCCAUAAAGAAUGAAAUGCACACAAAGGAGCGGUACGAAAGAUGAUAGCGGACUCGUACGGCUACGAGAGGCCUCUGGUCAUCCGCAUCUCCUUCACCGCGUGUGCCCUGGGCACCGUCAGCCUGCCGCUGUUGGCCCUUGUAAUCUGCGUCCUCAUCUCCUCCGUCUUUCACUUUGAGGACUCCACCGGCACACACUGCAAGGUUCCCAACUACCUGCCGUCCAUCAGCGCCUCCAUCAGCCUGAGCCCCGAGCGCCACAUCUGGCGCUUCUGCGUGGGCCUGCACUCUGCGCCCAGGCUCCUGGUGGCCUUCACCUACUUCAAGUUCUACCAGGUGCGCUUUUCCGCCCGGCUGCCCGAGCGCUCGCUGGCCUACCUCAGCCUGGCCUUCUCCGUCUCCGAGAACCUCGGCCUGCUGCUGCUCACCUACGUGUCGUCCAACGAGACCUACUAUGUCCACAAGGAAGGCUUCAUCCUCUUCAUUCUGAGCUCGUUCAUCUACAUGCUCAUAACGUGUCGCUUGUGGAAGGCCGUCAAGAAGUGUUCGUUAAAUCCCGAGGAUGCCAAAUCCCAUCACUGGAAAGUGCGUUUCUUACUCCUCAAAUUGUGCUUCUGCGCUUUCGCCGGAUUCUUUUACAUCAAACACAACUUGUACUGUGAGUCGGGGAGUUACACAUUGUUUGCCCUGUUCGAGUAUCUCGUCGUCUUCUCCAACAUGGCCUUUCACCUCACGGCGGCGUGGGACUUCAGGAGCCGCGAGGUGAUGAUCAUUUCCUCCUCCGAGGACAAGAACUUCUAACUCGAGACCCCCCAAGGACUCAGCGAGACCUACGUCGAAGACCGGGUCACUGAGGAAGAACGCCACCACUGAGGCCUUUUUCCCCCCCACACGUGAUGAGUUGACGUAGAGUAGAUGCACGGAGGUUAGAGGACGAAUGUCGACCUGCCAGGAUGCUCAAAGGUUCUCCGUCUCGCCCAAAUAUUGACGUGCUGCUGCUUGUUUUGUUUACUUGUGCAGAGUCUCACAGUGACGUGUAAGUGCAAAGUCCACAGUGAUCACAGUGUGCCAAAGUAUUGCUCUCAAGUUAAAAAAGCGACAAUAAAAAUGUAUUGCACAGUG
This is a messenger RNA of Phyllopteryx taeniolatus (common seadragon), 1469 nucleotides long. Its product is annotated as post-GPI attachment to proteins factor 2-like. The coding region runs from base 390 to 1148 and encodes 252 amino acids. NCBI's taxonomy places the organism in Eukaryota, Metazoa, Chordata, Actinopteri, Syngnathiformes, Syngnathidae. The record is from RefSeq and is a predicted model, not a curated record. Gene Ontology annotation, cellular component: endoplasmic reticulum membrane; Golgi membrane. The transcript is spliced from 8 exons. Gene Ontology annotation, biological process: GPI anchor biosynthetic process.